AUGCAGGCUAAUGGAAAGGCCAAGAUGAUGGAGGCCCAGGGCCGCAAGUCCAAGCUGGCUAGCUCCUAUCAGGCGCUGUUAGACGAAUUCUCUAGCAAAGAACUGAAAUCGGUCGGAAACUACGCCGUCGGCCGACUCAUCGGAAAGGGCUCGUUUGGAAAGGUCUACUUAGCCACACACAAGCUCACUAAUGGCUCCAAAGUGGUUCUCAAGUCCGCCAAUCGCGGAGACCAGAACCUCGCUCGCGAAAUCCACCAUCACCGACAAUUUGUCCACCCUCAUAUUGCACGACUAUACGAAGUUAUUGUGACAGAAAACAUGGUCUGGCUUGUACUAGAGUACUGCUCUGGCUCCGAGCUCUACACGUAUCUUCUCGACCACGGGCAGCUAGCCGUACCCAAAGUGCAAAAGAUCUUUGCGCAGCUGGUUGGCGCUGUAUCUUACGUGCACAAACAGUCCUGUGUCCACCGCGACCUGAAGCUCGAAAACAUUCUGUUCGACAACCACGAAAAUGUCAAGCUGGUCGACUUUGGCUUCACGAGAGAAUACGAGGGACGAACGAACCAUUUGCAGACAUUCUGUGGCACAAUAUGCUAUUCAGCACCCGAGAUGCUGAAAGGAGAAAAGUACGCCGGCGAAAAGGUCGAUGUAUGGAGCUUGGGAGUCAUUCUGUACGCAUUGCUCUGCGGCGAGCUCCCCUUUGACGACGAUGACGAUAACGUAACAAGAUCUAACAUAUUGGGCGACGAGCCUCGAUACCCCUCGCAUUUACCAGCUGAAGCUGCGGCUUUAAUUAAAUCUCUGCUAUCCAAACGACCGAUACUACGCCCCUCUCUACCAGAAAUCCUAUCCCACCCAUUUCUGUCGGACCAUGCCCCGGCGCAAAAAGCUAUCCUGGACGUGAAGCCAACUGCACCAUUCUCGACACCAUUGGAGAAGGAUUGUUUACAACGAAUGCGAAGCGCCGGCGUGGAUAUUGACUCUGUUAUUGAGAGUGUCAUUGCUGAAAAGGUCGAUGCCUUGGCCGGCUGGUGGACAUUACUUCUUGAAAAAGAACAACGUAAGAUGGCUCGCAGGGAGAAGAAGCGCCGAGAAAAGGAAAUGGAAAAGAGUCUGCGCCGUCUAUCGGCGGCAUCUAGCAGACUAGCACUCACUCUACAAGAUGUAGACGAGGAUGGCAACGCAGCGAUGCAUUUCCUAAAGCUUGGGGAAAGUGGUAGCCAAAGACGCGGUCGUAGCGAGCGAAGGAGUGCUCAGUACUACGAUUUGGCUAGUGGUGAACUACCCCAGCUCAAGGAACACCUUGCCGGGCUUGGUGACGAUAAAGCUGAUUCGCGAUCUAUCCGCUCCAUUCGAUCUGCCUCGACAUAUAGCCACCGACCUAUCCCACCGCCGAAAGAAGGAGUUGUACGCGCCGCUAGAUCUCGCGGGUCAACUCUGUAUCUCAUCACCACUGCAGACGCGGUCGGGGCAGAAGAACAGCAAGCGACACCUCCACGCCCUAAUGAGUCGGAUACUAGACAGAAGAAACCCAAGAAGAAGCCCAGCCAGGCCUUUAUAGCACACUGGAAGAACUGGACACACUGGGUAGUGGAAACGACGACCCGUCGCAAGAAGGGUCACGAGCGUCAUGCUAGCCGCAGCACCCCGGACCUCCAUAACAAAGAACAGCAAAACGGCAAAGAGCAUAACCCUCGACCACAGACAAGCAAAUACCCGAAUACCAGCUCUCCCGGUGCUCCUGGCACUGCGUCGUUGCCCAAGGGCGUUGUGGCUAAUGGCCACGUUUCCAAGGCUACCGCAGCGCAGACCUCUGCCACAAAAGCUGCACGGUAUAACGGCAACACCUUGGCCACACCAACACAGCCAUACCGACCGCGACUAUCGACAUCGCAAACGAGAAAGAGACACUCGAUAUCACCUGCUCCAAUGACCCCUCGCUCGGCGAUUCGAAGGUCCUCUGCCGGUCUGCGUGGCCGCAAAUCGACUUCAUCAUCCGUCUCAUCUGUCCGUUCUAUACACCACCACCGACACUCUCAUUCAAAGGCGUCAUCUACGAGCUCAACGGGAUCUGCCACUCUGAUAAAGACACCGAUUGCACGUACACAGUCGCCCCAUCACUCGGUCAAGGUACUUCCCGCUACGCCAACAGCGAACGCCCUCCCAUCCAACAUUAGGCUCGUACGGGGUUCUCCUGCGCCUCUUCAAAUCUACACAGAAGGAAUGCCAGCUCGUGCGCCAGGAUCGCCUAAUCCGUUUGCAUCUGGAGUCCAGUUUGCCAAGCGGAAGAAGAAUCUCUUUAAAGGUCCUACGUUCAACUUCCCUGGUGCUGCUCCCGUUCGAACACCAUCAGGUGGCCAUUCCCGUAGCGGCAGUGGAUCUGCCCUCGGUCGACCAUCGGGGGAGCUUCCUAUCCAGGAAGAAGAUGAGGACUAUGCGGAGGAGGCAGGUGACUACGUGGAAGAAGUCGAUGUGUUCAACCCUGUCAUUGGCGGACCAGGUGAGACUAUUGAAGAGCAUAUUAUUGAGGAUGGGCAGGACGGCUAUCCAGAGGCGCUUCCUAGUCCGAUAUCCGCGGUUUAG
Molecule: messenger RNA, 2583 nt
Organism: [Torrubiella] hemipterigena
Lineage: Eukaryota; Fungi; Ascomycota; Sordariomycetes; Hypocreales; Clavicipitaceae
Source: the annotation of a GenBank genome assembly